CCCAAAGAAAAUAUGACAGUUCAUCUAUUCAUUCACAAAAGAUUAAAAAAGAAAAUCAACUCAUUUCACGCAGUGCUCCACAAUACUUCUGCUGGGUAGGACUCAUAAAUCCAUGUCCCUGUCUUGGACACUUCAACUCAUGUCUGAUCCUUUCUUUAACUCGAGAUUUAUUGCUCUCAAUUACUCCUUUUUGCCAGAUUUAUAAACGUAACUGUUCUUUAUUUAAUACCUAUUUUGUACACUAGGCAACAAGACAGUAAAUUUAUUGUCUAUGAGUUGCUACUUUGAAAAAUUACAUCAAUGCAAAGUGAUUGCUUUUCAGCCUUCCUAGCCAAUAAAUUCAUUUCUUUUUUUUUUUGUAGGGGAUGAUAUGAGGUCAUAGGAUAAUAUAUAUAAUCGCCGAUCACAGAAUUAGAAGAAGCAAGUUGCAGGCAACUGCUCUAACACUGGACUCUACCCCUGAGAAGGAGCAAGUUGAAAGAAGCUAAGAAGGAAGACAUCUAUCUCCUGCCAAUCAUGUAUAAACUGGUCUCCUGCUGUUUGCUUUUCAUAGGAUCCUUAAAUCCGCUCCUGUCUCUUCCUGUCCUUGACUCCAGGCAAGAGUCCCUGAAGUUCUUAGCACCUGAAGAUGUCAGAUCAACUCUGGAUGAGCUGGAAAGAGCGUCUCUUCUGCAGAUGCUGCCAGAGAUGUCAGGCGCAGAGACAGGAGAGGGUCUUAGGAACGCAGAUCCCAUCACCAACAUUUUUUACCCAAGAGGAAACAUGAGAAAAUUUCAGGCUUUUUCCGGGCAAGAUCCUAAGCUUUUCCUGAGUGACCUUUUGUCCAGAAUCAGGAAACAAUCUAAGAAACGUGGACCUUCCUCUGAAUGCUUCUGGAAAUACUGUGUCUGAAGCAAAAUGACCAUCUACUAGUCACCCCCAAGACGACCAUCUGAGAAAAUGUAAAAUAAAAAUGCUUGAUUUGAAAGCAGUAUAGAUGAAAAACUAGGCAAGCUAGACCCUGUUCGUUAUUAUUUGGAAAAUAAAUCCUCUAUGUUUUGCAGAUACUAUGAGUGGUUGUUUAACUUAAAAACGU
Capra hircus (goat) is the source of this 1075-nucleotide messenger RNA. RefSeq names its product urotensin 2 (gene UTS2). Gene Ontology annotation, cellular component: extracellular region. Gene Ontology annotation, molecular function: hormone activity. Gene Ontology annotation, biological process: blood vessel diameter maintenance; regulation of blood pressure. The record is from RefSeq and is a predicted model, not a curated record. NCBI's taxonomy places the organism in Eukaryota, Metazoa, Chordata, Mammalia, Artiodactyla, Bovidae. The coding region runs from base 517 to 891 and encodes 124 amino acids. The transcript is spliced from 4 exons.